CUUAGGUUGACUGCGAGCAAACAGUAAAAACAACGAACGCGGACGACAACAUGUCAUCGCCAACACCAACGCCAAUGCCCAUGUUUAAGGCAAACUACGACACCACAAGUGCUGCAAAGCCGUCGGGGCCAUUUGCCGACGCCCUAGUCGGGAUCCCAGAUCAUCACUAUCAGCAGUAUCAAACGCAGCAGUCGCAGUCCCAGCUGCAGCAGCAACAACAACAGCAGCAGCAGCAGAAACAACAACAGCAACAGCAAUUUUCAGUCUCCUCGGGUUCUCCAAAAUUUUCUGGGGUCGGUAGUAGCGCAACAAAUGCCGUUGAUCCACCCUACAGUGCAGCUGCCAGCGCUUUGCAAAGUCAGUUUAAAAUAAAGCAGCAACUCAAGCAGCAGCAGCAACAACAGCAGCAGCAACAACAUCAGCAGCAGCACCAGCAACAGCAGCACCAGCAACAGCAACAGAAACCGCAACAACGUCAGCACUCGUAUAUGCAUCAUCUCAUCUCUAAUCAGCAACAGCAGCCGGCACAGCAUAAAUCUCAACUCAGUUUAGUCAGCAGCAGCGACAUAUUGUCCGGGUCCCAGGGCCAGCAGCUUAAUGGUAGCAACAUGAACAUGAACAUGAAUGGCAGCAUGGUGUCGAUUCGAAGUGAACAGCAGUUGUGCCAAAUGUAUAAUUCACAACAGCAUUCCGAUUAUAUUAUAUCAGAUUAUAUGGACAAGAUAGCCACGCGUAUAAGUCUGUUGGAGACAGAGCUGAAGUUUGCCUGGCGAGCACUCGACCUGCUGUCCGGUGAGUAUGGCAAGAUUUGGACACGAUUGGAGAAGCUCGAGAAUAUAUCUGUGGAGCAGCAGUCGGUGGUAAGCAAUCUGAUGGGUCUGAUAGCUGCUGCCAAGCAGCAGCAGGAGGAAGUGGAACAGUCCCCAUUCGGCACAUUUCUAGAAGAUGAGCAGCUGCUACUCUCGGACAUUGAUAUUGAAGGUGCUGCCUUGGAACAACAGCAUGCGGCAGCUGUGGAUGCAGGGGCAGUGGGUAAGGCUGAAUUUCGUAGCAUGCUCAAUGAGCUUAAGUGUGGUAAGGACACUGAAAAGCACCUCAGCGAGCUAGAUGCCCUACAGGCCAUGUCAGAGCAGGGUUUUGUUGGAGAUGAGUCGGAUUUGUUCAUGAAUGCCUACGUGCUUGGUAACGAGAGCGAUGAGCUGUUCCUGCACUACGACAAUGGAGCGGAUAAUGAGGCGGCAGCAGAGCAAGUCACCGAGCAUGCCUGGCCGCCAGAAAGUGGCAGCCAGCGUGGCGCUCUGCAGGCUGCACUACGCCUUAAAUAUGGCAAAGAUGCAGCGCGUCAGAAGCUCUAUUCGGACUCGGAUUUGAUAUUAUAUGAGCAGCAGCAAAUACUCGCGAACAAUGCCAGGGCCGAAUUGUUACAGGAGUUUCUGAAUGGACGCAGAGUCUUGGAGGAAGUGGCGUCCGGAAGUUUGCGCAAUUUGCCACAGCUCAUGAUGCAGGAGGCUGGACGAGGUCGAGUGCGUUCACACAGCCAACUGCAUGAGGAUAGUACAGGCGAAGGAAAUGCCUUGAAUAUACCUAGCGAACUUGAUGAGCUUAUCGAGGAGGUUAAGUUUUUUCGGCUAGCCGCCUCUAAAACGGGCGAAGGGGGGAAUCAAGUGGUUCCCAUCGAAGAUACAGGCGGAACGAUUUUGAGAGCUGAAACGCUUCCAGAUAGUGAAAUGAACGAGAACUUCUAUAAGAACCUAAACGAAGCAUAUCGAGAGAAUAAUCUGACAUCUGAAAUAUCAAACAUGGAGCGUUUACUUCAGCAAUCUGAAGCAACACAUGAACAUAUCAUACCACUAGGUGGUCGUUCAGCCUCCUCUCUAAUGAUGAUACACGAGGGCAAUGAGGAGGAGGCCGAACACGUGCCUGACGCGUCCAAAACGCUAUUACCUACCACAGUAGUCGCUACAUCGACAACAAUCCUGACAACGACAAGCUCUGCUGGUGAUGUUCCAGUCGUAGAUAGUCAAUCGAAGACAAAGGAAUCGAGAAAACAUCGGAAGAAGAAGCAUCAUAAAAAUGAGAUGGACAUGAUUAACAAUCUCAAGAGUAUUUUAUCACAAGCUGCCACAUCGGCCAACACAAGUGGAGCGAGUGGGGGCAUACCAUCAACCCAGGAUACUGGGGAGGGCGUUGGAGCCACCGUUACUGUUCGUACUGGCUUGCACAGCGACCGGGAUAACAGACGUUCUACGGCGUCCUCUUCGUCCGAUGACAGUGGUAGUCUUUAUGACGAAAGUAACGCAAUUCUGGAUAGCAUGACGAAUGUCAUGUUGAGAGAAAUCAACAAAAUAAGCGAUCUACAAUCAUUGACGGCCCCCCAAAUUCUCAAAUUGCGCCAAACUAUUCGGGCAGAGCAGAAUUUUUUUGAAAAACUAAACCAGGUUGAUAAAAAUCUGACACUUUUGCUCCUCAAUCCGGUUACCAUGGCCGAGGAACUGCGGCGACUGAGAGUCAUGGAGAUCGAUGAGAAAUUUGACCUGGUUAUGAAAAAGUUCGACAAAAAUAUUGACACGCUGAAAAAGUUGGUUGGAAACUCAUUCGAUGAGUAUAAGAAAACGAAACCCUACACACACAGCAGUUUGGACUUGACUGCCUCUAGCACAGAUCACAUGGCUGACAGGGCAGCACAAAUCGGUGGUUCUUUGAGCCUCGACUCCAGUGUCAGCCGCAAAGGAGCCCUGUCAAGUACCUCCACCAAGAAAUUUACGCCCACUAGCAACGAUUAUAGCGCACAUUUGUUGCGCAACAACUCCGACCUGGAUGAACAAUUAAAAUUGCUCGAAACGCAGGAAAUUGAAAUGAAUCGAAAGAAAAAGAUCGAACAGAUCACCAGCAAUCAGGGUCAGGGUGUAGAUAGUUUUUUAGAUAUAGAUUCGGAAUAUAACCGUGUUUUGGGCAACAGCCAAAGCUCCAUUAACAAGAUGCACAACAAUUUGGAUGCAGUUUCACGCUCUACAACAAAUAUUUACAAUCAAGACGAGUACAUAAGGUCCUUAAAGAAAAGCUUAGAGCGUCACAACAGCAUGUUGUUUUUGUUGCACCUGCAAAAUCCAGAAAAGCACAAAGUGGCUGCAGAUCUCGAUGAUAUAUUGUUGGGGCCCGGUGGCUCUAGUCCGCCACCACCCGCGCCCAAUGAUGAUGUAUUUGAGGAUCUCAUGGAGGUCGGGGUUGCUGGAUUGGGAGGAGGACUCUCGGUGAAUCCCUUCAGUGGCGAAAUGCAACUGCAGGCGCCACAACAGCAGCCACAUGCCUCGCCCCGGCAGGCAAAGUCCGACUCUGGUCUGUCAUCCAUGAGUGGUUGGUCGCCUAACUCUCCGGUACAAACGCACAAUGGCAAUCCCUUCUUUAGCAAAUACAAGGACAUUAAUAUGGAAAUGUUGCAGCUCAUGGCAGGGCUGCCACCUUGUACAGAAGCCGGCUCAACGCACAAGCUCCUGCCCGAGGAACUAAUGGGCAGUAAUGUGCUACCUAGCAAUGCUGUAGCUCCAACAGAGCCGCUUUCCAAUGGACUGCAUCAGCAGCAACAGCAGCCAAGCGGCAGUUAUAUAUUCUCCGAGGAGAACCUCAACUACAUACAUGAACUAUCCAAAAACAUGCCAAUUUGUUCGGCCUAUGAGAACAAGUCCAUAUUUAAAGUGCUCACCAGCGAUGUCGCAAAUGCUAAUGAAGGCGAGCAGCAAAUUUGUACUGUAGACGAUAUGUUGAAAUGGGACCAACAAAACCUGCAACAGGAGCAAGCACAAACGCAUGCGCAGCGCCUGCAAAAGCUGCAACAGCAAUAUCAGAAACAUGCCGACACUAUCGCCAAAGAAAGCUCAGUCAGUCGGAUGCCGGAUCUGUUAAAAAAUCAAUCGGAGAGCUCGUCCACAGCAUCAAACGUGUCCAGUAAGGUGGAAAAGUUGGGCUAUCAAAAGGCGCUGGCAGCUGCUGCCAGCUUGCCUGCUGAUAGACGGGCCGGCAGUUCGCGAUCCGCAUACGAAGAGACGGACAUUGAUCGCGUAGAAAUGCAGGACAAGACUCGCAAGCCAUACUUGACAGACCGAUUGGUCUACUACCCCUCAUCGAAUGGCAUUGCCGACUACAACAGCAGCAACAAUUUGGACUAUCUCGGCUUUGAGGAAUACGACCAGAAUGUACGACAACAGAAGCAUCUGCAAUACCGAAUGCCCAGUGCUCACCAUCAGCCACAAAUGUAUCAUGCAGAGGCUCAACGAAUGCCCAUGAGUCAAGCGCAGAUGGCCGAAGCCAGUCAGUCGCAUACGCAAAUGCAGCAGCAAUUGCAGAUGCAGCAACAACACUUGCAACUACAGCAGCAACAACUGCAACAGCAGCAAACUCACUUUGGCGCCAGCGGCAGAUCGGGCAAGUCUUCGAAAGGUUUCGAGCACCAUCAACUGGCCACCAAGCCACCAAAGGUAUGGAACAAGCUGAGCAACUUGCUGCCGGAUAACUUUAAGCUAAAGCGAUCCACGCGGUAUAGUCGCUCACAAUCUCUACCUGCCGGUGACGGGCAAGGUCAGGGCUCCCAGAUGCAAGUGCGUGGCCAGGCAGGCUCGUAUCCGUUAGUAACAACGUCCAGGCGUCCGCAUGCCGGUAGCUUGAGUCAUUUCGAUUUGUCGAAGCGUUUUCAAAAACUGCCCAUGCGCAUCAUGCAACGAGCCACACAUUCGGGACGCAGUGCGUCCGAUCCAUCACGCCCGCACAAGAAACGCUCUUUUUCGGCCAAAAUGAACAAUUUAAUGCAAAAGGCAAAGACGUAUAAACGGCACAGCUUUGGCCUGCGCCCGGGCUCCAGCAUCUCAGAUCCCGAAGGAGACUUGCCAAGUUUUACAUCAUCGGAUAAUGACGAUUCGGCCGCUAGUGAAUUCGAAGUAUGCCGCCAGCAACGGCUUCAAGAGCGCCACAUGCGUCACUCAGCCUAUGAUGAGGACGAAGGCGACGACAUGGGUACAGAAGAUGCUGAACCCGAUGCUGAUGCUGACGCUGACGCCGAUGCCAUGGCCGAUGGCUAUGGCGAGGGUGAGUUUGCAACGGAUGAAUGCGAUGGCGAUGAUUAUGAGCGGGAUAGUCCGCUGGAUAUGGGAAUGAUGCAGGAAAAUGGUGAGGCAGCCGGUGGCAACCUAUUUGCUGUUGUUGGCGACUUAAAAAAAUCCCAGCAGCAAGCUGCCCCAGCAACAGCACCAGCACCAGCCCCAGCCCCAGCUCCAACAGACGCCCCGCAGGCAAUCGGAUUAGAUCAACUUGAAUCGCAAAGGCAAAAGAACUUCAAGAAUGCCGAAAUUGUGCCUGAAAUAUUAGUUGAAGAGAACGACCCGCAAAUCACAACAACAGCAGCAAUGCUGGCAACAACCACUGGAGCAACAAGCAAAUCAACAAUGGGGCCACCACACACAUAUCCAAGCAGUUCCUAUUGCCUGAAAAAAACCAACUCUGUCUAUGUGGACGAUGAGGACUAUGGCGACCCUCAGCAUGCUGACAUCACCGACCAGCUUGUUGGCGAAUCUGAAUUGUGCAUGCCAUCGUCAUCCCCACAAGUGGUGAUUACAACGCUGAAUGGAAUGUCAAUUGUCACUAACACAGUGAUAGGAGACGUUGCCACACAACUCUCAGAUGGUCAACAGCAGCAGCAGCAGCACCAACAGCAACAGCAACAACAACAGCAACAUCGUCUCUGGUCUACACAACAGUCGCUCGACAUUCCAACCGCCAUGGGUUGGGGCUCGCGCGAGGACGACGACAAUCGCAGCCAACAUUCGGGUCGCACCCUCUCGUCAUCCCGACGUCAGAGCACGGAGGACAGCAUUGAUACUGAUGAUGAAUACUUUUGCUACGAGUUGCGCCAGCUCGAAGAAUUGGAACAGCAGCGCAGUGCACAAACAGACGCCUCAGUUGGCGCCCACAGUGCCGACAACGAAGUCCUCUUCUCUCAGAUCGGCCAGUUGGCAUUGGGCGAUGCGGACGGGUAUGCCUAUUCACAUUAUCCGGAUGUCAAUGCCGAACUGGAGUUGGUACCGGACGAAAGCGUAAAAGAGAUGAUGUCCGAGGUGCUCAAGGAACUCAAGGAGGUGGUUCGCCUCGAACCCGACAUCACUGUGGGCUCCAGCGAGUCGGUGAAAAUUCAGAAACAGAUGCGAGCUGCUCAAGGCGGGCAAAGGGCCAGCGUGAGUGAGCGAUUCGCGCGCGUCACUGACAUGCAUAGUGCUUGGCAAGAUGUGAAUGGGGAGUAUCAAAUGCAAAGUCCUGAUAUGGAGGCACACGAAGAUGCCGAGGCCAUAAGAGAAGAGCAACGCAUGCUCUACGAGCUGCAGAGUCUGGAGGCACAGGCGGCAGAGAAGCAGCCGAAACGCUUUAAGAAGAAGCGAGGCAAGCAUCGUCAGGCGGCCAAUGAUGUGAGUUCCGUUGACCAGCAAAUGGCUUCCAGUUCCUCGUACUCCUCCGAUGAGGAGAACAGGCAGAAGCGCAGAGCGAGUACCAAUAAGUUGCAGCUGCAGCAGCGCCAGGAGUCGCCGGAUUUGGAUGACAAUGUGUCCCACCGAGCCAACGAUCAUGGUUCAUCGUCGGGAGCCACUUCGGGACCCGAUACGCCCGCUGAAUUGAGCGACGAGUUCGAUGCGACCAGUGGCGUACCUAGGACGUUGCCCAACUACGAGGCGUUCAAGGACCAUCAGCAUGCACAGCAAUUUAAUAGCAAUCCGCCCACCUUAGAACAAGCCCCAGAGCCACUCAUUGAGUCUGAUAUGCACACCCAUUUGGAACAGUUAACAAGCGAGACUGGGCCCGAACCGAAUGCGACAAUCACUUCAACGACCACACCAAUAGUAGCAACAACGACUGAUGUGGAAGCAACAGCUGCAGCUGCAACUGCAUCUGCAACAACAACUACAACCACCUCAAGUGGUACACCACCGCGUCCAUUCAAACUGAUUAGUCACGACUCUAGUGUUGAGGGAUCCCAGGCUGGCCCCGGAAAUGGCGCUUCGUCGGCUCUAAGCAGCAGUAAGUGGAAGUUAUUGAAGACGCUCAAGGAGCGCAAAAUCGAAGAAAAGAACAACCAGGAUAAAAUAAAAGAGGAAGAGCUAGCCAAAGAUCGUGAAAAGAAUGGCAGCGGCACUGGUGAUGUUGGUAUUCGGGCCAAUGGCCAUCCUGGCGAUAAUCCUUUCUAUAGCAAUAUUGACAGCAUGCCGGACAUUCGGCCGCGCAGGAAGUCCAUACCCCUUGUAUCUGAACUGGUGCUCAAGACGAUGGCCGCCACCAAACGGAAUGCCGGCCUCACAUCGGCUGUGCCGCGGGCUACCCUCAACGAUGAGGAACUGAAAAUGCACGUGUAUAAGAAGGCGUUACAGGCCUUGAUAUAUCCCAUCUCAUCUACGACGCCGCACAACUUUGUGCUCUGGACAGCGACCUCGCCCACGUAUUGCUAUGAGUGCGAGGGUCUGCUUUGGGGCAUUGCCCGGCAGGGAGUCCGCUGCACCGAGUGUGGCGUCAAGUGUCACGAGAAGUGCAAGGAUCUCCUGAAUGCAGAUUGUUUGCAGCGUGCCGCCGAGAAAAGCUCAAAACAUGGGGCCGAGGACAAGGCCAAUUCAAUAAUCACGGCCAUGAAGGAUCGGAUGAAGCAGCGGGAACGCGAAAAACCGGAAAUAUUCGAGCUUAUCAGAGCCGUGUUCAGCAUCGAGGAAAAGAGCCACACCGGCCAUAUGAAGGCUGUGAAACAGAGCGUUCUGGAUGGGACCAGCAAGUGGUCGGCGAAAAUUGCAAUAACAGUGAUUUGUGCUCAAGGCCUGAUAGCGAAGGAUAAAAGCGGUACCAGUGAUCCAUAUGUGACGGUGCAGGUUAGCAAGGUGAAAAAACGAACGCGCACAAUGCCUCAGGAGCUAAACCCUGUGUGGAACGAGAAGUUUCACUUCGAGUGCCACAACUCAUCAGAUCGCAUUAAAGUUCGGGUAUGGGACGAAGACAACGACCUGAAGUCGAAGCUGCGACAGAAACUGACACGUGAAUCGGACGACUUCUUGGGACAGACCAUAAUCGAGGUCCGAACGCUGUCCGGUGAAAUGGACGUGUGGUAUAAUUUGGAGAAGCGCACGGAUAAAUCUGCAGUAUCGGGUGCCAUACGACUUCACAUUUCCGUCGAGAUCAAGGGCGAGGAAAAGGUGGCCCCUUACCACGUGCAGUACACCUGCCUUCAUGAGAAUCUCUUUCACUAUCUGUGCGAAGAAAAUAGCGGCAUGGUUAAGCUUCCAACGCAAAAGGGAGACGAUGCAUGGAAGCUUUAUUUCGACGAGAUUCCUGAGGAGAUUGUCGACGAGUUCUCAAUGCGUUACGGCAUCGAGAAUAUUUACCAAGCUAUGACGCAUUUCCAUUGCCUCUCGGCCAAGUACCUGUGUCCAGGAGUGCCUGCCGUGAUGAGUACCCUGCUAGCCAAUAUAAACGCCUAUUACGCUCAUACAACAGCCUCGUCGGCGGUAUCGGCUAGCGAUCGUUUUGCAGCGAGCAAUUUUGGUAAGGAGAAGUUCGUGAAGUUGUUGGACCAGCUGCAUAACUCCCUGAGAAUCGAUCUCUCGAUGUACAGGAACAACUUUCCAGCAUCGAGUCAAGAGAAAUUAAUGGAUCUCAAGUCAACGGUGGAUCUGUUGACCAGCAUAACAUUCUUUCGCAUGAAGGUGCAAGAGCUCUCCAGUCCACCGAGAGCAAGUACUGUCGUCAAAGAUUGCGUAAAAGCUUGUCUUAGAUCCACCUAUCAAUUCCUCUUUGAGAACUGCUACGAGCUUUACAACAGGGAAUUUCAGGUGGAUCCAAACGAGGCAAAGCGUGAUACUGACGACCAUGGACCAAAACUAGAUAGCGUGGAUUUCUGGCAUAAGCUAAUAGCGUUGAUUGUAUCAGUUAUCGACGAGGACAAAAACAGUUAUGGCACUGUUCUUAAUCAGUUCCCACAAGAGCUCAAUAUUGGCCAACUGUCGGCGGCUACAAUGUGGGGUCUUUUUGCCGUGGACAUGAAGUAUGCGCUCGAGGAACACGAACAGCACCGGCUGUGCAAAUCUUCGGCGUACAUGAACUUGCACUUUCGCGUAAAAUGGCUGUACAGCAACUAUGUUAAAGAGGUGCCGCCGUACAAGGGUGCUGUUCCAGAGUAUCCUGCAUGGUUUGAGCCGUUCGUAAUGCAAUGGCUGAACGAGAACGAUGACGUGUCCCUGGAGUAUCUCCAUGGCGCGUUCAAUCGUGACAAAAAAGACGGGUUCCAAAAGAGCAGCGAGCACGCUUUGUUCUCGAAUUCGGUAGUCGACGUUUUUACGCAAUUGACGCAAUGUUUCGAUGUUGUUAGCAAACUCGAGUGUCCAGAUCCAGAAAUUUGGAAACGUUACAUGAGACGUUUUGCUAAAACAAUCGUAAAAGUUCUAAUAGCUUAUGCCGAUAUUGUUAAAAUGGAGUUCCCGGAACACAUGAAGGACGAGCGAAUUGCAUGCAUUCUUAUGAAUAACAUACAGCAACUGAGGGUCCAAUUGGAGAAGAUGUUCGAGUCCAUGGGCGGCGACAAGUUGGAGGAAGAUGCCGCGAACAUUUUAAAGGAAUUGCAACAGAAUUUAAAUUCAGCACUCGACGACUUGGCCUCUCAGUUCGCUAUCAGUCUGGAGCCUCGCAUUACGCAGUCGGUGCGAGAACUGGGAGAUCUCUUGCUAUCCAUUAAGGGAGGCAGCGGCAACUUAACGCAGGGAAAUCAAGCUGCUCAGCGCAAUGCCGUAGCCGUCGAAGCGGAUGAGGUGCUGCGACCUCUGAUGGAUCUUCUUGACGGAUCACUAACCCUAUAUGCGCAGUCCUGCGAGAAAACGGUACUGAAGCGUCUGCUGAAAGAGCUGUGGAAGAUUGUGAUGCGCAUUCUAGAGAAAACAAUUGUGUUGCCACCAAUGACCGACAAGACUAUGAUGUUUAAACACCUAACUGAUAAUGCAAAGAACUUAGCCUCGAACGCUAAAAUAGAAGACAUGGGACGUUUGUUCAAGUCGCACAUGGCAGGCAAGCAGGAUGUCAAAAGUGCCCUUAGCGGUGUUAUGGACAUAUCGAAGGAGGUUGAAAAGAAUCUGUCCCCAAAACAAUGUGCCGUACUCGAUGUUGCCUUAGAUACAAUAAAACAAUACUUCCACGCUGGCGGUAAUGGACUGAAGAAGACAUUUCUGGAGAAAUCGUCGGAGCUACAGAGCUUGCGUUAUGCCUUAAGCUUGUACACCCAAAUGACGGACACACUAAUUAAAACAUUCAUCUCCAGUCAGGUUCACGAAGUUGAUCCUGAAAAUGCAGAGGAAAGUGUUGGUGAGAUAUCGGUUCAAAUUGAUUUAUUCUCCCAUCCGGGCACUGGCGAACACAAAGUGAAUGUGAAAGUUGUGGCUGCCAACGAUCUCAAAUGGCAGAUACCGUCGGGAAUGUUUCGACCGUUCGUUGAAAUCAAUCUGAUCGGCCCCCAUCUACAGGACAAAAAGAGAAAAUUCGCGACCAAAUCCAAGUCAAAUAACUGGUCACCAAAAUACAACGAGUCGUUCAGCUUUGCCAUCGGCAAUGAGGAGCAGCUGGACUUCUUUGAGCUGCACAUCUGUGUGAAAGACUACUGCUUCGCUCGCGACGAUCGUCUGGUGGGAGUGGCCGUAAUACCCCUGAAGGACAUCUCUGAGAAGGGAUCGGUUGCGUGCUGGCUGCCCUUGCAGCGAAGAAUCGAAAUGGACGAGACUGGAUGGACCAUUUUGAGGAUACUAUCGCAGCGCAAUAACGAUGAAGUUGCCAAGGAAUUUGUAAAGCUUAAAUCAGAAAUACGCCAGGAACCAACCAUGGGUACUUAGGCCGCAUAUACAUCCACAAACAUACAUACUGAAUGUCUCACACAAACACUCACCAUACACACACAUACACACACACCACACAAUACAAAACGUAUCUCUGAUGCAAGCAUCCAUCACAUCUAUGAAUGGGGCCCUAUCAUUACGCAUACUAAGUUAUAUACAGGACAACAUUAUACCUACUUAACAAAUACAUAUAUAACGAUACAUAUACAAACAAACAAAAUACAAAUAUUAAUAUUACUCUAUGAUAUUAUUUAUCGCCCGAUUAAAAAGGCGAACGUGAACGGUGUAAAAAUGAUUUAUCUUCUAGCUAGCGCAGACGGACUUACCCUAACCGUCAAAUUAGUAUGCACAUAUACACACACAAACAUGCACGCUUGUCAUAUAGACAUACAUACUACAUACUACAUGCUACAUACUGACGUUUCGAAUUAAUUCGAUGCGAUUUCGAUCGUUUCGGUUCUAUUCGAUUCGAUUUUCCAUAAACUAACUACAUAGUUUACUCAAAACUAAUGGACCCACAGAUACAUGCAUACAUACAUAUGUAAUCAUCUGUACAUUAUGACUACACUCAUUUACUCACUCAUACGCACAUUCCUAUUUAUGUAAAUAAGUACCUGUAUAAAUAUAAUUUGGUAUUUCCAAACAUUUGUUAAAGAUAAUUCCAUAUGCAUAUCCAUGUGAAUAUGUACUUAUUUUUUUCUAUUGUAAACAAAGUAUUUAAUAAUAAAAAUUGGCCUAUUAUUGAUCAA
Molecule: messenger RNA, 11635 nt
Organism: Scaptodrosophila lebanonensis
Lineage: Eukaryota; Metazoa; Arthropoda; Insecta; Diptera; Drosophilidae
Gene: unc-13
Exons: 22
Coding region: 51-10883 (3610 amino acids)
Biological process (GO): synaptic vesicle priming; synaptic transmission, glutamatergic; presynaptic dense core vesicle exocytosis
Cellular component (GO): presynaptic active zone cytoplasmic component; terminal bouton; neuromuscular junction
Molecular function (GO): calcium ion binding; phospholipid binding; syntaxin-1 binding
Source: RefSeq, a predicted model, not a curated record